AUGGCCGAAACGAUAGACCGCACCGUCAUCGUGGCGUCCACGAACCCUCUCAAGCUCCAGGCAGCCCAGGACGGCUUCACCCGCAUGUUCCCCGACGGCAAUUUCACCUUUCACGGCCGCAGCGUCGGCUCCGGCGUGCCGGACCAACCCCUCACCGACCAAGAGACCCUACAGGGCGCCCUCAACCGGGCCCGCAACGCGCAGCGGCUCGAACCGGCGGCCACGUACUGGAUCGGGCUCGAGGGCGGCGUGCACACCGUCGACGGCGAGACGCAGGCGUUUGCGUGGAUCGUGGUGCUGGGGCGCGACGGCGCGAUGGGCCGGGCGCGCACGGGGACCUUUUUCCUGCCGCAGGAGACGACCAAGCUGCUGCGCAGCGGCCUGGAGCUGGGCGACGCGGACAACCGGCUCUACAACAAGACAAACUCGAAGCACCAGACGGGCACCGUGGGCAUCCUGACGGGGGACCUCAUCACGCGGCGAAGCUACUAUGCCGAAGCAGUCGUCCUGGCGCUGAUUCCGUUUAGGAAUACACAGUUGGCGUUUGGAAAGGAGCAAGCUGGCGACGGUUCGGCGCCGGAUCAACCUCUCGCGCUGGACGAAUAG
This is a messenger RNA of Akanthomyces muscarius, 606 nucleotides long. RefSeq lists its product as uncharacterized. Lineage: Eukaryota; Fungi; Ascomycota; Sordariomycetes; Hypocreales; Cordycipitaceae. The transcript has a single exon. Gene Ontology annotation, biological process: thiamine metabolic process. Bases 1 to 606 code for a protein of 201 amino acids. The record is from RefSeq and is a predicted model, not a curated record. Gene Ontology annotation, molecular function: ribonucleoside triphosphate phosphatase activity.